Didymosphaeria variabile is the source of this 768-nucleotide messenger RNA. RefSeq names its product GTP cyclohydrolase 1. The record is from RefSeq and is a predicted model, not a curated record. The transcript has 3 exons. Gene Ontology annotation, biological process: tetrahydrobiopterin biosynthetic process; tetrahydrofolate biosynthetic process. Gene Ontology annotation, cellular component: cytoplasm. Gene Ontology annotation, molecular function: GTP binding; zinc ion binding; GTP cyclohydrolase I activity. Bases 1 to 768 code for a protein of 255 amino acids. Lineage: Eukaryota; Fungi; Ascomycota; Dothideomycetes; Pleosporales; Didymosphaeriaceae.
AUGGACAGCCGAGAUGGGCACAAUGAAUGCCACAUAUUCUAUAGCGAUGUCGAUACGCUCAACGAGAAUGAUUUCUCAAAAGCUUUCCCGGGUACGAUCCAUGCUGAAAGCGCAAAUACCCAGCACGACCCUAUCGAUCUCGACGGUUUGAGCUGGCCUGGCAAAGGCACACGCAAGAGAAAGGAAGCGACCAACCAGGAAAAGGAAGAGCAAUUGGCAAAGCUAUCUGGUGCAGUGAGGACAAUACUGGAAUGCAUCGGCGAAGACCCCGACCGUGAAGGGCUACUGGAUACUCCAGAUCGCUACGCAAAAGCGUUUCUCUUCUUUACACAAGGCUAUGAAGAGAACCUGCGCGGAAUUUUGAAUGGCGCUGUAUUCGACGAAGACCACCAUGAGCUCGUGAUGGUAACGGAUAUUGAUGUUUUCUCCCUUUGCGAGCAUCACCUCGUGCCAUUCACUGGAAAAAUACACGUUGGUUACAUCCCCAAUGGCCGGGUGAUCGGCCUCUCCAAGCUCGCUAGAAUCGCCGAGAUGUUCUCCCGCCGACUCCAGGUGCAGGAACGGCUCACAAAGCAAGUAGCCCUCGCCCUUUCCGAGGUUCUCCAGCCGCAAGGUGUUGCUGUCGUAGUGGAGUCUAGCCAUCUUUGUAUGACCAUGCGUGGAGUUCAGAAGAUAGGCGCAACCACUACAACCAUGUCGAUGCUCGGUUGCAUGCGGUCGACAGCCAAAAUUCGAGAACAGUUCUUGAAUCGCAUCAACCAGAAAUAA